Penaeus monodon (black tiger shrimp) is the source of this 6757-nucleotide messenger RNA. Its product is annotated as glucoside xylosyltransferase 2-like. Gene Ontology annotation, molecular function: UDP-xylosyltransferase activity. Gene Ontology annotation, biological process: protein O-linked glycosylation via N-acetylgalactosamine. Bases 101 to 1360 code for a protein of 419 amino acids. The record is from RefSeq and is a predicted model, not a curated record. The transcript is spliced from 7 exons. NCBI's taxonomy places the organism in Eukaryota, Metazoa, Arthropoda, Malacostraca, Decapoda, Penaeidae.
AGAGCGCUUGGAGGAGCGACGGGCGUGCGAGGGUGCGACGGGCGCGUCGGGCGUGAUGUGGGCGUGAUGGCAGGUGUCAUGUGUGGGUUUUCGUGCCAAGAUGAAAUGCACGUAUAGGCUGGUGGUCGUGCUGGGAGGCAUAUUAGGCCUCUUGUUGAUGCUGGGAUUCAGCGGAGAUGUCACAAGGAUGCUCAGGUCAGAGGUCACGUCUGGUUGCGUUGACCUCGUCUCCUCCCAACCCAAGGUGCCCUCGGAUAAGGGGAUGCCAAGCAUCAAGCCUCGAGAAACCACGCUGGCCAAAGGAAUCGACAAGGAUGCCGUAACACAUCGUUUGAUCCCCACUGUGGGGUCAGCCACCCAAGCGCGGCCCCACGAAGGCGAAAAUCGCUUCCCUAAAUCGGAUGCCGUUGUGGGGAAUGGCAAGGAAAAGAUGGUUCUUGCUGUGGUUUGCUGCGGGAACCGUAUAAAUGAGACCCAAGUAAUGCUGAAGUCUGCGGCAGCUCUCUCCCACUCCCCCCUGACAAUGAUUGUGUUCACUGAGGAUGAGCUGAAACCUGUUUUCAAGCAAAUGUAUAUUUCGUGGCCAGUGAGUGUUCAGAAGAGGAUAACACUUGACCUCCACAGCAUCACCUUCCCCCCAGGCCAGGAUGCAAAAGCAUGGAGGAAACUCUUCAAGCCAUGUGCAUCACAGAGACUCUUUAUGCCAUCCUUGUUAAAGGAUGUGGAUGCAUUGGUGUAUGUAGACACAGAUGUGGUGUUCCUUGCACCUUUAGAAGAGCUUUGGAAACACUUUAGUGCCAUGAAUUCAUCACACAUGGCAGCAAUGGCUCCAGAACAUGAAGAUUUAGCCACUGGGUGGUAUAAUCGGUUUGCCAAGCAUCCCUACUAUGGUAGAUUAGGUGUGAACUCGGGAGUGAUGCUGAUGAACCUUACAAGACUGCGAAAAUUUGGAUGGGAGGAGUAUGUGGUUCCAAUCUACAAGCACUAUAAGCUGGCUAUAACAUGGGGUGACCAAGACAUCAUUAAUAUUAUCUUUCACUAUCAUUCAGACAAGCUUUAUGUUUAUGGCUGUGAGUACAACCUUCGACCUGAUCAUUGUAUGUACAUGAGUGUCUGCAAAGCAGCUGAGAAGCAUGGAGUGUUUGUUCUGCAUGGAAACAGAGGAACUUUUCAUAGUGACAAACAACCAGCUUUUCGAGCAGUGUAUCAUGCUUGGGAGGAGUAUCAACUUGGGGAUGAUCUGAGGCAGAACCUGUACUACCCAAUGCAGCGUUAUCUCAUCAAAACCACCAACACAAACUGUGGGAAGAUCCACAGUGCUUACCUAAAGGCACUGGGGUCUCUUGUGAGACUUAGAUGACAGGGGUGAAUAUAGUUUUUACUUUUUUAUAUAUUUUUCCUUUAUCUGUCUAUCUUUGGUAUUGAUUAUAUGUUGAUUGGCAGCUUACAGAAAUUAUUAGAUAUAUUAUUAUUACCUGUUGAUCAGGACUCAAAAAUAUUUUGUACAGUGAAAGAAAAUACUUUUUUUUUGUCUUUCUUUUAUAUAUGUUUACUUUUUAAGUUGGUGCCAAAGCCAUGGUUGGAGUGAUUUUUUGCAGCUUGUUACAAUUACUGCAGCUGAUCUUAAGUCAUAUUUAAAACAUCAAAAAUAAGAAAAGGAGGUGAUGAUCUUUACUUAUAGUUCAUAAGUAAGUAUGUAUAUAUAUAUACAAUAAGGAAAAGAUUUCUUUACUAAGGAGAGAUAUUAUGUUGUGGACUAAUGCUAAUCUCAUUUUCAAGGUAAUCUGUUCUAGAAAAGUAUGAUCUUUCAUUUGAAAUGUCUUAGUACUUUUCAAAAUAUCUUUCAACUGAUACAGGAGAGACCUUUCUUUCAAAGAACACAUAAUUGCAAUAUCUUUAAGGUAUACAAUAUCUUGAAGGUAUAUUGUUGCAAAUAUACUGUAACAAAUGAUUUCCACAUACAGAACCAUAGAAAAUGUGAGAACUCUCAGGCCUUUUCUCAGGAGUGGUUUGUGUCCACUGACUUGCCGUGUUUAUCUGCCAACCAAAAGCUCUUGUAUACUAGACUCUAUAAAGCAUUGUUGCUGUAUGGGACAUGAUAAGAGAGAUUUCAGAAUUACUAGAUUAUGGUCAGCAAUUUUUUUUCCUUUAUUUCUUUUGACACCUUAUUACCAUAUUGCAGAGUAAGUUACAGUGACCUUAUUCAACUACAGAAGGCUUGCAUUCUUACCUUGAGGAAGCCUGUGGAUAUUUGUGAGCAUGCAGAGAAGCGUAUAAUAAGUUUAAGUAUAUAUGCAAAAGCCAAGAAUAUGCAUCAAGGUAAAGUUUCACUCCAUAGAGCCCUAACCUACCUGAUGACAAGGCGACAAAAAUACAUUCCAUAUCCAGUGUGUUAUCUUGUUUGAUUAUUGUCUUUACAGAUAGAUGGUUCCAAAAGUACUUAAUCACUAAACAAUCAAUCACUAGUUCUACCCAGAUCACCUGUUUAUCCUUUUCCUUGUUUUUCAUAGAUUUUUAAAAAUUUCUUAUUACCAUUAGUAUUGUUAAUAGCAUUAUAGAAAUGAUAAUGUCAACAUUGAUAUUGAUUGUAUUAGAAGGAAAAUAUUUAUCCUGAAAACUCAAAGAAAGGGGAGUUCAGCUAAAGGUAAAUAGGCUCACAAAUUUGACAGUGUGAUUACCUAGCACCAUUGAGUUAUGUAAAGUGUGUAUUUCUGAAUGCUUAUCUAGGCAGUAGCUGAAGACUUUUUAGGGCACCCUGAGCUUCAUUUGAGGCAUAUUCUGGUUUGAAAAUAUGCUCAAAAUCACUGGUUUGCUCUUUAUUGCAUAGUCACAAAUAUCCUUCAUCAAUAUUUAUCCUCCCUCAGGCAAAAAAAUCCAUGAUUUUGCUUGGUAGGUAAGGUUUGGGCAGAAAACGGUGACAGAAAGUGGUGAGCGUGAAAAAAGCUGAUAAUGCAUACCAUUGCAAUCCAAGAUGUGAGCAUAUGGUUGGCUAAUAAAUGUGGAAAGUAAAUUGAUAUCCAGCCACUCCAUGGAAGGCUCAAGAUUCCUCAGACUCUUUCCAGGUGCUUGAAGAUCCCUAGUGUGAAUCUUAAAGAUUGCUAUGGCAAUGCAAUUUGUGAAUAAAAUGAUGAUGCCUUACCAAAGGGUUGAGUUGAAUGUUUGUGAAGAAGGCUUAGCAGGUUGUUUAAUUUUUACUAUACAGUUUCAGAUUCCUUUUGCCAUUUGCUAUUGUGAGUAUUAUCUGAUAAUUUGAUGAGUAUGCACAUGUGUGACCCCAACCACUGUAAGUCGUCAGGUGAUUACAGAACUUAUAGUAGAGCCUCGCAUUACAAUUUCCCGGUAUGUCAGGCCAAAUCUCUCAUGUGUAAACAAAGAACACAGUUUAGUCCUAGUCACUAAUUGUGUCUUGCAUGUAACUGAUUCAUCUGUUGUGUUAGAUUUCAUUUUAUUUCUGAAAAAAACUCUUAAGGGCCAGUAAAAGUUAAAAGAUAUUUAGGUAUACCUUACAGUUUGAAGGAAUUAGAUUGUGUCAAUGUUCCCAGUCUUCCAUUUUCACUCUUCAUCUGAUUUGAUUUUGGUAAACUUUUUUGGUAUUUGCAAGUUGUUUUGUAAUUGUUUGGUAAAAUGAGGUUCAUGUUCAGAAUUCCAAGACAAGGUUUAAUCAGUUUUUAAGGGAACAUUGUUUAUUACAUCAUUCAUUGACACAAGCCUCCUACAUUAUGUGUUUGUAUAGAUGUUUACAUCUACAUAUCCACCUGAGAAAGAAACUAGGCUUGUGGUACUAGUUCUGUUUCUAGGGAAACUCAUUACAAGUACUCAUUUUAAUAGUCUGAGGAGGUAAACUUCAAGCUAGUCCACUUUUGUCCAACUAACUUGAAGAUGUGUUACAAUACAUUUUGAAAAGCCAGAUACAGGGACAGGAUAGUUAAUGCUAAGGUAAAGAAUAUAUACAGUAAUGUAAUUUUAAAAAUGCUUUAACUCCCCAGUAACUGGAAUUUGUUAAAGUCUUUAAUCUUUGCUGUCCUUUUUUUCAUUUUGGGGACAGGCUAUUCAUAAGUCAGGAAUAAAGAAAUCUAGGUCAGUUUGUUAAUAUAAAAUCACACAUGUAUAUUUAUUUUUCAUUAAUUGAUUGUUCUUCACAAUGUAUUUAGAGAGUCUGAUGUCUGACAAAUAUAGAAUUAAGAACAGGAGUUUUGUUUCAAAUGGAGAAAUAUUGUAAAGCAGAUGUAUUACUUGACACAACUCAAGAUGAUACAUUUAUAUUUAUAAGCUGAUACUUUCAGUUUAAUAAGUAAAUAAAGAAUCAUAUAGGAUUGGAAAUUUGGUUAUAAGAAUGAUCUUUUUGUUUAUAUGUUUUGGCAGGCAUUGUUUCUUUUACUAUAAUGCAGAUAUGAAUAUCCUUCGGAAAGUAAUCACCAUUGUGAUCAAUCACCAUUGUAAUCAAUCCAUUGCUACCUGAUAUGUGUACUGUGGUUUUGUCCACUGUGUUUUUGUUUCAUGAAUUUUGUUUACACAUAGGUGACUCCACAAAUGUUCAGUUACUAAGGAGUAGGCUCUAUGUAACCUCACCUGGCUUCCCCAUUCCUUGAACUUUUGGGAAAGAUAUUUCUAAUGCUGCCAAUAUAGUUACUGUUAUUAUUAUUACUAUAAACAUUAUGAUUGUUAUAAUGUUAUUGAAAUAGCAAUAAAAGAUGAAAUAGUGAAAUGAUAAUAACAAAAAAAGAUAAAAUACAAUCUUUCCUAAUAUCGGGAAAGAGAAACCAGGUGCAGUAGUAGGACUUAUAAUUGACUUCUUAGUGACCAAGCUCUAGUGGCACCAUCUCUUUGUAAACACAGUUAGUAAACUAAAAACACUGCAGACAUGGCAUGUAUGUACAUGCUGUCCUGGCAGCAUUGGUUAAGCAGAGUCUCUAGUUAUAUUGUGCAAUUUAGUCGAGUUCAUUUAAAUCUCGGUUAUGAGUUCUGUAAAUAAAAAAGUGCUGAUAAUUGUCUCAUCAUGUCAGCAUAUACAGCUCUGAAACAGAUGGAGACAUGAAUUUGGAGUUUACAAGAAUGGCAACCAUUUGUGAAGGUAUUCAAAACAUAAUCAUCUACAUGUUUAUAUCAAAUUAUUUAGUUUAAAAAAAAGUUAGAUAUCAACAUUAUUAUUGAUAUAGAACAUCAUAAUGCCAUAUAUUGUGCAAUACUAUAGAAAAAAGUUGUUUUAAUUACUUGUAUGUAGAAAUUGUUAGUAAUCAUUUUAUUGGAUAUGUGCUUCCAUAGUUCCUUAUUGAGUGUGCCAUAAUGUUUUUGGGUUUUUUUGCAAAGUAUAUUAUUUUAUAUAUAGUAACUGUUUAUUUGUUUUAGAUUGUUUUUUUUUCAAAUAUUACUCUUUAUCACGUUUCAAGAAAUGAAUACUGAUGUGGAUAAGUAUUCAUAUAUAUGAAUUUAUCCUCAUGUGGGAGAGCAGCUUUAGUAGUAUAUUUGUAUUACAAUAAGAUUUUGUGUGAAUGGACAAGAGUAAUCGUAAUUUAGCCUGCAGGAGAUACCUCUUCAUAUAAUCCUUGGGCUGAUUUCAUCCUGCAUGUAGGCAUCUGCACAUUUCACCUUGUAGGUGUAUGUAACUGGUGAACACCACGAAUGGCAUCUUUUUUCAUCUGUAGAUGCCUUCGAAGAGGGUUGAUACUGACAUCUGUUGUCUUUCAGCUAUGAAUUGACACAAAGAAAUUUUAUGACAGCAUAUUUGUAUAAUUCACUGUCACAUUUGAUCCUGUGUUCAGGCAUCUACACACCUUGACUCACAUGUGCAUAACAAACAAACAUAAGUGUUUUUCUUACAUGUAGGAUGGAAUCAAACUGUCCAUUAUAUGAACAUUUUGUCAGAAUUUCUUUUUGGUAAUAUCUCCAACAUCCAUUAGUAUUUACAGGAUUUUGCUUUUCAUAUGAUUUAUUAUUAAUAUUAUUAUCAUUGUUAUUAUUACUGUUAGUCUUAGUAUUUAUCAGAUAGUAAGUGUCAUAUGAUUAAAAGUUAUUAUCUAAUGUAUUGCUUACAUUACAUUUUAUGAAUUCAUCAUAUUAAAAUCAUGUGAAUUAUUACAGUAGUAUAUAUUUUCAUGUUUCAUAUCUGUCAAGUUCACUGAAUUGUAAAUGGGUAUUAUUAUAAUUAUUGGUGCAAAUUAACACAUGGAUAAUGCAAGGCUUUUAUUCCAAAUUGUAUCUUUAUUUUCUACUUGAUUAUAAUUUUUCAUAUGUAUUUGUUAUUGUUAUUAUUAAGUGAUUGGAUUUUUUACCUAAACAGAUAUGAAAUAAGUUUGUAUUACUUAUACAGUAUUCCAUUCAAGCUGGCCUUGGCUGGAGCUUUUCUUAAAUUUGUUUUAUUUAUUAUAUGUUCAUUGCUUAAGGGAACUUUAUUGUUUAUUACAGCCAAGGUAUAUUUAAACAUGUAGCACCACUUUAUUUACCUAUUGAAGCCAAAAAUGAAAUUCUCUUGAGUAUUCUGAUAGCUGAUUAUGGUAUUGAAUGUUUUGUUAUCAUAAAUAAAUAAGUGGAUUUUAAACUUUUAGUAAUUAUAACAAUAUUGAGUAAAUUGUCUAAAUAAUUAUGUAACAGGAUAUACCUGAUAUCUUAUGAUGCACCCUCACUGGGUAUAAUGCAUUGUCAUUUGCUCAGCCUGUUCAAUCUGUGCAAUAUUUUAAGGCAAGUAUUUCUUCAGUAUAUAUAAUGAGUGUUUUUAAAAAAUAAUUGAAAAGUAAACCAAGAAAAAAAAAAAAAAAAAUUG